Messenger RNA from Nicotiana attenuata, 1491 nucleotides. RefSeq lists its product as uncharacterized. Bases 1 to 1491 code for a protein of 496 amino acids. The record is from RefSeq and is a predicted model, not a curated record. NCBI's taxonomy places the organism in Eukaryota, Viridiplantae, Streptophyta, Magnoliopsida, Solanales, Solanaceae. The transcript is spliced from 4 exons.
AUGGAAGAAAUGGAAAACGAGAACAAAAUGCUUCGUGACCAAAUGAAAGAACACCAGGAAAGGGUUGACAAAAUACCCAGCGCCCCUAAGCUGCUGCCAAAACGCGAUGUGGGAAGGUUUGUCGAGCAGCCGCACAGCAACGACUUGUCAAAAGAACAAGUGCCAUCUGUGCUGUUGAAAAAGUUUUGUGAGACUUUGACAGGAGGAGCGUUAACCUGGUAUUCUCAGCUACCAGCACGGUUGAUAUCGACGUUCGAGGAAAUGGCGGAUAAAUUUGCUACCGCUCAUACAGGAGCAAAGAAGGCUGAAGCCAGGGUCAAUGACAUCUUCGCUAUCAGACAAACGGCGGGCGAAGGGCUCCGAGACUUUCUAGCCCGGUUCAACAGGGUAAGAAUGGGACUGCCAAAUAUGUCGGAAGGAAUGGCUGUCGCAGCCUUCCAAAACGGAUUAAGCAGAAGCGGAUCGAAGGCAACCAAGAAGUUACUCAACAGACUCAUGAAGUACACUCCCACCACAUGGGAGGAAAUCCAUAAUGCCUACUGCACCGAAGUAAGAGCAGAUGAAGACGAUCUCAACGGUCCAACCCAGCGACUAGCGUCAGUACAGUCCGAGGUAAGGAGGGAUCAACGUAGCGACGGACAAAGGGAUCAACUCCCGCGCUUCAACAGAGAAAGGCAUCAGCCCUAUGUCAGAAAUCCAAAUCCGCCUCCCCCGAGAAAUAGUGUACGCACUAGAGAAACUGGGCACGAAGGUGCAGUGGCCACCAAAGAUGAAAUCGGACCCAAGCGCAAGAAGGGAUACCUGAAAGAACUGCUCAGCGAUAAGGGAAAGGCCAACUUCGCCAGAGGGCAAGACCCAUCUCAAGGACCACCAAGGCCACCGUCGCCGGCACGUACCAUACAAAUGAUUAUCGGUGGUGGCGACGACUCGGUGAUCAACCACGUAAAGUUCGCCACCAUGCAUAAGCUGAAACGUACAAUCACUCACGAACGAUAUGAUGGCUUCGAAGAUAGUAUCAUCAUCGAAAAGUCAAAUACCGACGGUUUGUCUUUCCCUCAUUACGAUGCUUUAGUCAUAACAUUACGCAUCGCUGAUACAGAUGUGAAGAGAAUUAUGGUAGACGAUGGAAGCAGUGCAUGUAUUAUCCACCCGAGAGUUCUCAUGCGAAUGAAGCUCGAGGAUAAGAUAAUACCACGUUGCAUAACACUAACGGGUUUUAAUAAUGCAGUAGAGCGGACAUCUGGAGAAAUAGCAUUACCAGUCCUGGCUGGGGGAGUCACGCUGGAAACUACAUUCCACGUCAUGGACCAGGAAACCGCCUAUAAUGCCAUCAUAGGACGCCCAUGGAUACACGCCAUGCGAGCCGUCCCAUCAAGCUUCUAUCAGGUAAUCAAGUUUCCCACCCCGUGGGGAAUUUUUAGUAUUCGAGGCGAGUUGCGUACCGCCCAAGAAUGCUACCAGAUUGCCCAAGAUUGCACGCAUACCAAGUAG